This is a messenger RNA of Aspergillus aculeatus ATCC 16872, 996 nucleotides long. RefSeq lists its product as uncharacterized. The record is from RefSeq and is a predicted model, not a curated record. Lineage: Eukaryota; Fungi; Ascomycota; Eurotiomycetes; Eurotiales; Aspergillaceae. The transcript has 2 exons. The coding region runs from base 1 to 996 and encodes 331 amino acids.
AUGUCCGCUACUCUGGCGGAUCCGUAUCGUGACUAUGCGAUUGAGUACUCUCAACAUGCCACCUGCAAGCCCGAGCAACAGGAAAGCACGCUUGUUUAUCACACGCCACAACCGCACCUCCACCAUCACAAACAGGCCGAACCCCCCUUCUCGCAACCGCAUUCUCACAGCAGCGCAGCAUUUUCACAGCAUCAUGCGAGCGCGACCGUCCUUCCAACGGCGACCCCUCAGCCAUCAGUGCACGAUAUGCCACAAACCGUUGUCCUUGGCCAUACGCCGAUGCUCCCACGGCAACUUCCCGUCCAGUAUCCCCCACCCAGCUUCGAAAUCCCUCCACUCCACCGUGGCAAGAAACGGCCUCAUUCAGAGACAGAAGGGGAUGAAACAGACCAUGGUCUUAGACCUCAAUUACCGGUCCUGCCCGCAGACGGGCCGGCCGAGCAUGGUCACUCGCCGGAGAUGCUCUUCUCUGUCCACGGGGCACCUUCCCAACAGCCUCCGAUGCCAGGGCACGGCUUUGGGCACGCAGAGUCAGUUGGGCUGCCGCAACACCACCACCACCAUCGCCUCCCGCCCCAUGCGGCACUACGGACCCCUGGGCGCCAUGGUAUGAAUGUGGAAGCCUCGCCUAUGCCGUCGGGUCCUCCGAGUGUUGUAGGCCAGCCCGGGAUGCCUGAACCGGCUCCCCGGCCUCGAGGCCCAAAACUCAAGUUCACACCCGAGGAAGAUGCUCUAUUAGUGGAAUUAAAAGAAAACAAAAACCUAACUUGGAAGCAAAUUGCGGACUUCUUUCCAGGCCGGACGAGUGGUACCUUACAGGUUCGAUACUGCACCAAGUUGAAAGCGAAGGACGUCACCUGGAGCGAUGAAAUGGUCCAAAGACUGCAACGUGCCCUUCAAGAAUACGAGAACGAUCGGUGGCGUAUCAUCGCAGGGAAGGUUGGCAAUGGCUUCACACCAGCCGCUUGUCGCGAGAAAGCGACGCAACUUCAAUGA